This is a messenger RNA of Medioppia subpectinata, 1360 nucleotides long. Lineage: Eukaryota; Metazoa; Arthropoda; Arachnida; Sarcoptiformes; Oppiidae. The record is from the annotation of a GenBank genome assembly.
AUGAGAUGCCACGCAUAUCUGGUAAGCAAAGGGGUUGACGUACUGUACCAUAAGGUUAAAGGGGGUGGGGGUGCCACUAAUUGUUCCAGGCAGGCAUAUUACCUAAGUUUAACAAAACGCCUUUUGUACGGUAGUAACCACAGUUACCUACGCUGGGAAGUAGUGUCGGUUGUGUCCACCACUGCCUCCGCGAUCGACCAUUUGAUCCACGGUUACGAGCCGUACGGCGAGUGUCGCAAAACAUUUACCUCCAUCUGCGACGACAACGAUUGCGGACCACUCAGUGAUCUAAACUCUGUAGACGACCCGUCAAUUGUCCACACCUUUAGUAUACCACCCCUGGAGGACAUACAGACUGGGGUUCAGUACAACGAUAACAACGACCCGUCAAUUGUCCACACCUUUAGUAUACCACCCCUGGAGGACAUACAGACUGGGGUUCAGUACAACGAUAACAGUAUUAAUAGCGAAAUGACAUUUAAAGCAAUUAACUCUCGCAUGAAAAACACGGCUUUAGAUGUUUACGAUAGGUUUGACGCCAAUCGCAGUCAAUUCAUAUCGCAAUCAAAGUUAGACAAAAUUUGUGCAGAAGUUGUCCAACAAUUGAAUUGUGUCGGAAUGUGUGUUAUCGACAACUUCUUGGAUGAAGUCUCACCUUAUGUUCACAACGAAGUCCACAAUCUAUACAAUCAAACAGAAUUCAAGUACGGAAUGCUAUUUAAUAACAAUACGGUUCGCAAUAUUAGAGGAGACUUAAUAUAUUGGAUAACAGGAAAUGAGACAAAUUGCCGACACAUUCACGAUCUCAUCAAAACAUUUGAUUUAAUUGUGUUUAAGUGCAACAAAAUGAACAAUAAUGGACUUUUAGGUGUUUAUAAUAUAAAUAGUCGUACGCCAGCGAUGGUCGCCUGUUUUCCCGGCAAUGGAUCUCGUUUCAUGAAACACGCCGACAACUAUUCAGGUGACGGCCGUUGCAUAACAUGUAUAUACUAUGUCAAUAAGGAGUGGCAUUAUUUGAGUGACGGCGGGUGUUUGCGUAUAUAUCCGACCCAAAUGUCGCAAAACGUGCCGUACGUAGACGUGGAGCCCGUGAGAGACCGUUUGGUGCUAUUCUGGUCCGACCGGCGAAACCUACACGAAGUGAUGCCAACAAACAAAUACCGGUUUGCGGUCACCGUCUGGUACUUCGACGACGAAGAGAGACGACAUUACAAACACACCAAUCGAUUGCACAAUAAUUUAUGAUCAAAAACCAGUGUUUGUGUGAAAGAAACAGAUAAUGUGUUUAUUUAUGACAAUUUUGUAAUGGAUUUUAUUUAAGAAUAAUAUUAUUCAACGUAUAUUUCUUGUGUAAUCGCAU